GCUGUCCUGGAGGACUACGCAGAUCCCUUCGAUGCGGCGCAGGUGGCAGGUAGCCAGACAGGGCUGGAGAAGGUGACUGAGAAUGAUGGAUAUAUGGAGCCAUAUGAAGCCCAGAAGAUGAUGGCUGAGAUCCGCCAGAAGGGCUUACGGGAGGCUCCUGCCCGGCCGCUGCACCUCUACGACACUCCCUACGAGCCUGUGCUGGACAUGGACAGUGAGCGCCCGGCCUGCCCCAGGCCCAGGGAGUCCCGGCUGCCCGAGGACGACGAGCGGCCACCAGAGGAGUAUGACCAGCCCUGGGAGUGGAAGAAGGAGCGGAUCUCCAAAGCCUUCGCGGGUCCCUCGGAGGGGCUGGGCUACGGCCGCACCUCGCCCUGCAGGGAGGAGAAGGCCAGGGCUGCCCUCAGACACGGCCCCAGCAGCCUCAAGAGCACGAAGACGCUGAUGGCUGAGCCCGGCCCCUUUGUCGGGGAGAGGAUUGACCCUGCCCUACCCCUGGAGAGCCAGUGCUGGUACCACGGGGCCAUCAGCCGGACGGACGCGGAGACGCUGCUGAGGCUGUGCAAGGAGGCCAGUUACCUGGUGCGCAACAGCGAGACCAGCAAGAACGACUUCUCCCUCUCCCUGAAGAGCAGCCAGGGUUUCAUGCACAUGAAACUGUCCCGGACCCAGGAGAACAAGUACGUGCUGGGUCAGCACAGCCCACCCUUCGACAGCGUGCCGGAGAUCAUCCAUCACUACGCCAGCCGCAAGCUGCCCAUCAAGGGGGCCGAGCACAUGUCCUUGCUUUACCCGGUGGCAAUCCGUACCCUAUAGUACUCACCCCCCACGAGCCAGGCUCGAGGCCGGGUGUACCCAAAACCAGCCCAUGCGCAGGGCCGAGCGCUGCCAUGCCGAGGAUGGGCUCCGGACCGUCAGCCCACGAGCAGCUCGCUGGGCACGGCCGGCGCCGCUGGGGGAUUGCUGCAGCCGGACCCCUCGUCCUGCUCUCUCGGAGGGCUCCCGUGCACUGGUUUGCCCACUGGCAUGGCACCGGAGGGACCCCCUGUGCGAGGAGCUGAGUGGGGCUCGCC
Messenger RNA from Manacus vitellinus (golden-collared manakin), 1073 nucleotides. RefSeq names its product Src homology 2 domain containing F (gene SHF). The record is from RefSeq and is a predicted model, not a curated record. Gene Ontology annotation, molecular function: phosphotyrosine residue binding. The coding region runs from base 94 to 816 and encodes 240 amino acids. Lineage: Eukaryota; Metazoa; Chordata; Aves; Passeriformes; Pipridae. The transcript is spliced from 5 exons.